This is a messenger RNA of Bufo bufo (common toad), 3936 nucleotides long. It is a transcript of the gene SOWAHB, whose product is annotated as sosondowah ankyrin repeat domain family member B. Lineage: Eukaryota; Metazoa; Chordata; Amphibia; Anura; Bufonidae. The transcript is spliced from 2 exons. The record is from RefSeq and is a predicted model, not a curated record. Gene Ontology annotation, molecular function: protein binding. Bases 91 to 2823 code for a protein of 910 amino acids.
GAGCGGGACGAGCAGGUGAAACUGACUGGGCUAAGGUGUGGAGCCGAGGACCUGCACGGACAUCAUGACUCAGCGCUGGGCUGCGUGACCAUGGCCAGGGAGCUGAGCCAGGAAGAGGUGCUGGAUUUCUUGUGCCAGGGUGGAGGGAAGGUGCCCAAUGCCUCGCUGCUGGCUCACUUCAAGCUCUUCCUGAGGGACCCCCAGGCGCCCACCGAGCAGCUCCUCAAGCGCCGGGAGAGGUUUAAGCGCUACGUGAACUCCGUGGCGGUGGUGAAACCGGAGGGAGGCGUCAAGUAUGUGGUGCUCAGGAGCCGGUACCGCGAUCUGCUGGGAGAGGACUUGUCGCAACCAUCGGCUCCUGUAAAGAACGAGCAGGUUGUUCCCGCCUUGCCUCAUGGAGCUCAGGUACGUGAUGGCCUCCACAGGAAUGGACUUGGCCACCAAGGUGCACAAGCUGAUCACCAGGACCUGCAGGCUGUAGUGCUCAUCUCAGAUGUUGCUCAUGGGGCUGUUGAGAGGAACACUUGGGAUGCCACCUCCUAUAAGGACCCUUAUACCCAUGAUCAUGAAGUUAAAUGUCAGGAGACAUCUCAGUGGACUUUUCAGGCUCCUAACCCUGAUUCUACUUCAUCCUGCCUCACAUCAUCACCAGCCAGCAACACCUCUUCACCCCAAAAUAAUGUCUCUUCCCUGCACAGACGUCUAUCCAUGGAGUACAGUAAGUCCAGUCCAAUAUUUAUCAGUGCUUCACCACCUUCAGACAAGCAUCACCAACCCAUUAAUAACUACCUGCCCUCCUCUAAGAGCUGCUCACCUGCCAGCAGGAACUCGUCUUCCCAAAAUAACAGGUCUUCCCUACCCAGAAGUCCAUCCAGGGAAUACAGUAAGCAAAGUCCACCAGCCAUCAGAGCUUCACCACCUUUAGGCAAAUCCUACCAUCAGCAACCUAUUAAUACCUACCUGACCUCUUCCUUACCAGCCAGCAAGGACUCUUCACCUUCCAGCAAGAGCAACUCCUCUUCAAACCACCCAUACCACAACCAAUCUUCCUUGUCUUCCCCUGCAGGAAGCCUUGACAUUCCUGAGAUUCCCUCCCAGGUUCUUGUUGGACACUUUAAAGUUCCUCCUGUAGGACAGAAGAAAACCGAAUGUUCCAAUCCUGCUAUUGCAAAUGCAACCAUCAGGGACCAGGAGGUACAACAACAUGGAUAUUAUGCCUGUGCUGAGUUGCCCUUAUCACACUUCCACUUAAAUGGAAUUUUUCCUCCAAAAGAGCACAAAGACUAUUAUUCUGACCCUGUACAAGAUAAAGAACAAAUGCCUAGUUUUUAUAAAGAGCUUCCACCGUUACCACCUUCCUCCAGGUACAUAGAUUCACCACACCCAUCCCCCUCCCUACUGUUCCCACAUGAAUCAAGCAUCACUCCUCCAGAUGUUCAGCUGGAAGAUUAUCAUCCAGGCAGUCGCAGCCCAUCUCCCCCACUACCUCUCUAUGACAUACAUGAGAUGUGGAUGUCUAAAAUGCCAGUCUUUAAAAGCAUCAGAUGCCAGCUUUCUUUGCAGGAUAUGGAGGACUUUGUCGAUCAGGAAAGCUGUGGAAGUGAAGGGAGUGACAGUGGUGAAGGGGCUGACUGUGACACUGAGCACAAUAUUGAUGAGGACCCCUCCAGUGACUCAAAUAAUGACAAAUAUGUACAUUGCAUUGAAGAGAAGUGUGAGAACACUAGGAGAUGUCCACCUAGUAGGAAGUUCCUUAGCAUCACUGAGCAGUAUGACAAAUUAAAAAGUUCAGCCCCCCUCGAAAUGAUGGACACUGUAGCCAUAUGUGGAGUAGAAUCUGCUGGAUCUUCGCUAGCAACUACUGAAUACAGUAAGUCUCCAUAUGCCACAAAGUCUUUCCUCACUGACCAAGCUCCUGUCUUGUUUGCAUUGGCAAGGAACCCACCAAGGCAAAAGAUGAGUUCUCGUAUGCAGGAAGUAAUGUCGUCUUCAGAUGAUGAACUAAUUGAAAGGGAUUAUAAAAAGAGGAGGCGUCCAUCACGAUCUAAAAGACCAUCUAAUAUUGGGCUGGUGCCUCCACAGCCAGAUGUAGACUUGCUUCUAACAGUGAAGCCUGUGAGCUCCAAUCAUUUUAUUAUGUAUGAUAUUGGCGACCAAAAAUCUCUUCAUGUACAAUAUGAACCUAAAGUCAAUACAGAUUUUAGAAAGACUUUUAAUAGUAAAUCUUCCAUUGUUGUUCCCUUGGAUUCAACGGAGCACGACUGGUUUGUUAAAUCGGCUACUGGGUCUUGGCUUCAAGUGUAUGGAUUGUUCAUUGAGGACCCAAGUUUAGCAUUACGGAAAGACUUCAUCUCUGGCUUUACAGCUCUUCAUUGGUUUGCCAAACAUGGUGCUGCUGACAUGUUCCACAAGUUGGUAUCUGGUGCCAAAAAGGCUGGGAUUCAUCUGGACCUUAAUGUCAAAUCCAAUGGGGGAUAUACGCCUUUACACCUAGCUGCUAUCCAUGGGCAUCAUAAAGUAGCGUCCAUGUUAGUAGAAAAACUCAAUGUUAAUGUGAACUUAAGGGACAAUAGUGGUAAGAGGGCAUGGCAGUACCUGAGCUGCAACACUUCUGGAGAAGUUUGGCAGCUUUUAGGAGCACCUAAGGGGAAAACGAUAUUUGCAUCUCGUGCCUUAAAUAUUGCUAACAACGUAAACACACAAAACAAAUCCUCUCAGAUAAAUCGUAAGACUUCCUUAGCAGCUUUCCUGAAGCCACAGCAUCAGAAAUGGAAAGCAAACAACCACCCUGCUUUGAGGGAAAGAGAAAUCUACAGUGACUAAGACAGAAAUCACCGAUUAAGUUAUACUGCUGACAUUACAAGAUGUUACAUGAUUAAUAAGGUUGUCCUUCUUUGCUGAGAAUUGGAAACCCCCAACCUGUGUUACUCCAGUGAUUGUGAACCUACAACUUUAAGCUGGAGAGCCACACGUUGGAGACCACUGCCAUAGACAUUACAUGCAGCUGUAAGAUCUACCAAAGACAUUAGAUGUUUAGCAAGUCUUACUAAAUUAGCUGGAUCUGCAGAGACACUUGAGAUGUCAAUGACCACCUAUAGGUCGUUAUGAAUUCGGACAGUGGAUGUUUCAUCUGUGUGUAGAGGAUAGGUUCAUUCAUUAACAGGUUUUAAUUAAAGGGCUAUUCUGACCAUAGCUAUUAAUGGUAUAUCCCACCUCUGGGUUCUACUGGACCUCAUUCAGGAAUCCUGUGGCAACUGAUGGUAAAGGGGAUAUCAUGCUGAGCAUUUGCUUUCUUCAUUGCAGGAACUAGUGCACAACUGUUUCCAUGAAUCCCAUAGACUACAAUGGAGAGAGCACUGCACAUGGUAUCUCCUUGUACCGACCUACCCAUCACUCAUUUAUGACAUAGCCCAUGCAGUAAUUGUAUGGUUGGGAUACCCCUUUAAUCAGAGUCUCUUAUUAAGUAAUGAGGGGAACACUGAGCUCCUGUAAUGCUCAGAUUUUUAUUUAUUUUGUAUUUUUUUUAUUCACAUCCUGAAGGUACAGUCCCGUGUAGCGGUGGCAGCUUGCUGGACAACCUCUUUAAUGACCAUGUGAUUUUGUAGAUAAAACUGGUGUCCAUCUAUUUAAAAACUUUGCAGACUCCAUGCAGGCAUGGUUUUUGGUCACAUGAAGUCACGCUGCAUGUUUCCUUACCCUGAGAGCUGGUCUCGGCAUUGUAACAGAUGGUGGAACACCUUUUGUUCCCAUUGUCCUACAUGGCUAAGGCACAGGCAUAGAGACCAAUGUCCAGUGCCGGUCAUUAUGGCAGUGUUCUUCUUUAAGGCCUCUUGCACACGAACGUUGUGUGCCCGUGGCCGUAUUGCGGCCCGCAUACGGGGGUCCUCAAUGCACUGCGCAUCACGGAUCUGGACCCAUUCACUUAAAUAAGUCCGC